AGGGUUUAUGCCCUUUAUUUUUGCAACUUUUUGUCAUUCCAAGAUUUGCGCUGAGGACCCCUGAACCUUAAAGAAUUGGCCCCCCACAGCAGAGGAGGUAAUGAGCAUGGAUACCCAUACGAGGUGGAAACGGAGAAGUUGGAGGAGAGACCUGUCCCUUCUUGUAGCUCUAAGCUUUAUAUGUUCCCAGUGUCAUGCAGGUGAACCAGCUGAUGUUUUGAAGGUUUUAGAUUUUCCUAAUUUACCUGAUGGAGUCCAAAAAUCAACAGGAUUCUGCGCAUUCAGAAAAUCGACAAAGGGACCCGAUGUGGCAUACAGAGUGUCGAAGAGUGCGCAGCUUAGUGCCCCCACCAAGCAGCUCUUCCCAGAUACCCCAUUCCCGCAAGAUUUCUCUAUUUUGACAACUGUGAAAGCCAAAAAGGGAAGCCAGUCAUUCCUUAUGUCCAUUUACAAUGAACACGGCAUCCAGCAGGUUGGCAUGGAGCUGGGCAGAUCACCCGUCUUUCUAUUCGAGGAUCACUUGGGAAAUCCACUCCCCGAGGAUUACCCCCUCUUCAGUAACAUUAAUCUCUCCGAUGGAAAGUGGCAUCGGAUUGGGAUCAGCGUCCACAAGAAGCAAGUCACCCUCUUUGUGGACUGUAAGAAGCGGGCGCAGAAACACCUGGAGCGCAGCGAGCACUCUAUCGUGGACACCAAUGGCAUAGUGGUGUUCGGCACCAGGAUCCUAGACGAAGACUUCUUUGAGGGGGACAUUCAGCAACUCCUCAUCGUCCCAGACCAUCGAGCUGCCUUCGAUUAUUGUGAACACUACAGUCCCGACUGUGACACGGCUGUCCCUGACACCCCCCAGUCUCAGGACCCAAAUCAGGAUGAGUAUCAAUACCCUGAGGCCGCAGAAGGAGAUGAAGGGUAUUACUAUGAAUAUCCAUACUAUGAAGAGGAAAAUGAUAAAGCCCCAACUGUAAAGCCCACACCAGCCACCGGUGAGGAGGCCAUACGACCGCAGCCAGACUUUGAAGAGGAUACCACAGUACCCACAGAAGCUCCGGCUGUAACUACUGAAGCAGCAAGAGUCAAGAUUGAAGAAAGUGAAGGCAACCCAGGCCCAACAACAUAUGACUAUAACUAUGGUGUACAUGAAGAUUAUUACUCACCACAACCCUACGAAGACACCAACUACUCUGAGGUGGAUGAAAAAGAGGAGAGGACCAAUGUGGAUGAAGAAUCCAUUGACAGGACUGCGGAGGUCAUCACCAGCACUGUGACCGCAACCAACAACGGUACAUUGGUGAGUGGUGUAGGAAGCUCCAGACAGGAUGGAAAUGUCGAUAGUGAUUUCGCCGAGGAGACCAUAGACACCUAUGAUGACUCUUUUACUGACCAGGAGGAGUACGGUAUAGGGGAUUUGAAUGAAUCAGCUGUGAUUGUGCCAGAAUAUGAGAUUUCUGGAGGUGCUCGGGGUGAGAAGGGACAGAAAGGGGAGCCUGCCAUCAUUGAACCUGGAAUGCUGGUUGAAGGCCCACCCGGCCCAGAGGGUCCAGCCGGAUAUUCUGGUCCUCCUGGAACCACAGGUCCCCCCGGCCCGUCUGGUGAUCCUGGUGAGAGGGGACCAACUGGCCGACCAGGACUUCCUGGAGCUGACGGUUUACCAGGACCUCCCGGUACCAUGCUCAUGCUGCCUUUCCGCUUCUCAGGAGGAGGAGAUGGAUCUUCCAAAGGACCCCAAGUAUCUGCACAGGAAUCCCAGGCUCAGGCAAUUCUACAACAAGCCAGGCUGGCACUGAGAGGACCUUCUGGUCCAAUGGGCCUCACAGGAAGACCAGGACCAAUGGGAUCUCCAGGUCCUUCUGGAUUAAAGGGGGAGUCAGGUGACCUAGGACCACAGGGUCCUCGUGGUUCUCAAGGUCCCCCAGGUCCUUCAGGGAAGCCAGGACGACGGGGUCGGGCGGGCAGUGAUGGUGCUCGUGGGAUGCCAGGACAAACUGGAACCAAGGGUGACAGAGGAUUUGACGGUCUGGCUGGUUUACCUGGAGAGAAGGGGCAUCGUGGUGAAUCAGGCCCAUCUGGACCUCCAGGACCACCAGGAGAAGAUGGAGAGCGGGGUGAUGAUGGAGAUGUUGGACCCAGAGGAUUGCCAGGUGAACCUGGACCACGAGGGCUACUCGGACCAAAAGGACCUCCAGGCCCCCCUGGACCUCACGGUGUGGCAGGAAUGGAUGGACCAGUCGGCAUCAAGGGCAGUGUGGGACCUCAAGGUGAACCAGGACCACCAGGCCAGCAGGGAAACCCAGGUGCACAGGGUCUUCCGGGUCCACAGGGAGCCAUCGGGCCACCAGGAGAGAAGGGUCCACUAGGAAAAUCUGGACUUCCUGGCAUGCCUGGAGCUGACGGCCCCGCUGGUCACCCUGGGAAGGAAGGACCCCCAGGAGAGAAAGGAACUCUGGGUCCUUCAGGACCUCAGGGACCAAUUGGGUAUCCAGGACCUCGUGGCGUGAAGGGUGCUGAUGGAAUCCGAGGCUUGAAAGGAACAAAGGGAGAGAAGGGUGAAGAUGGAUUUCCUGGAUUUAAGGGUGACAUGGGACCUAAAGGAGACAGAGGUGAAAUUGGUGCAUCUGGUCCUAGAGGUGAAGACGGUCCUGAGGGUCCAAAGGGGCGCGGCGGUCCUAAUGGAGAAACUGGCCCACUUGGACUGGCGGGUGAAAAGGGAAAACUUGGUGUUCCAGGAUUGCCCGGAUACCCAGGAAGACAAGGUCCAAAGGGUUCUAUCGGCUUUCCAGGAUUCCAAGGAGCAAAUGGCGAGAAAGGCACAAGAGGAACCCCUGGCAAACCAGGUCCAAGGGGGCAACGAGGUCCAACGGGUCCACGUGGUGAAAGAGGUCCAAGGGGUACAACAGGAAAGCCAGGCCCCAAGGGUAACUCCGGAGGGGAUGGCCCAGCUGGUCCUCCUGGUGAAAGGGGACCACCCGGACCUCAAGGACCCACUGGAUUUCCAGGACCAAAGGGCCCCCCUGGUCCACCAGGGAAAGAUGGACUUCCUGGCCACCCCGGACAGAGAGGUGAAACUGGCUUUCAAGGAAAAACUGGCCCUCCAGGUCCCCCUGGCGUUGUCGGCCCACAGGGUCCUACUGGAGAGACUGGUCCCAUGGGCGAAAGAGGUCAUCCCGGCCCUCCUGGACCACCUGGUGAGCAAGGUUUACCUGGUCUGGCAGGAAAGGAAGGAUCUAAGGGAGAUCCCGGCCCAGCUGGUGUGCCUGGUAAAGAUGGACCACCUGGUUUAAGAGGAUUCACUGGAGAACGUGGUCUUCCUGGCCCACUUGGUUCUCCUGGACUGAAAGGCAGUGAAGGACCCCCAGGACCUCCUGGCCCUGCUGGAUCUCCUGGAGAAAGAGGAGCUGCAGGACCUGCUGGCCCCAUUGGGUUGCCAGGAAGACCCGGCCCACAAGGACCACCUGGACCAGCUGGUGAAAAAGGGGCUCCAGGAGAAAAGGGUCCUCAGGGGCCGGCCGGACGUGAUGGUAUCCAAGGUCCUGUUGGUCUCCCAGGCCCAGCUGGACCAGUUGGUCCUCCAGGAGAAGAUGGAGAUAAGGGUGAAAUUGGAGAGCCUGGACAGAAGGGAAACAAGGCUGACAAAGGAGAGCAGGGACCACCUGGACCUGCAGGACCUCAGGGACCUAUUGGUCAGCCUGGUCCAUCAGGAGCAGAUGGAGAGCCUGGGCCCCGAGGACAGCAAGGCUUGUUUGGUCAGAAAGGUGACGAAGGCCCCAGAGGUUUCCCUGGACCACCAGGCCCUGUCGGGCUACAGGGUUUACCCGGACCUCCAGGUGAGAAGGGAGAGACAGGUGAUGUUGGUCAGAUGGGACCACCAGGUCCACCUGGUCCAAGAGGGCCCAGUGGUUCAGCAGGAGCUGAUGGCCCACAAGGUCCUCCAGGAGGAGUUGGAAAUCCUGGGUCUUCUGGAGAGAAGGGUGACCCUGGAGAGUCUGGUGAACCUGGUCUUCCGGGAGAGCUUGGACCACCAGGCCCAAAAGGCGAAAGAGGGGAAAAAGGAGAAGCAGGUCUUCAAGGAACAGCUGGUCCAGCUGGUCCAAAAGGACCUCCUGGGGAUGAUGGUCCUAAAGGUAGCCCUGGUCCUGUUGGAUUUCCUGGAGACCCUGGCCCCCCUGGUGAACAUGGUCCUUCUGGUCAAGAUGGACCUCCUGGUGACAAAGGAGAUGAUGGUGAAUCUGGACAGCCAGGAUCACCAGGACCGACUGGAGAGCCAGGUCCAUCUGGCCCACCUGGAAAAAGGGGUCCACCUGGUCCAGCAGGUCCAGAAGGACGGCAAGGAGAGAAAGGUGCAAAGGGUGAAUCAGGCUUAGAAGGUCCUUCUGGCAAGACUGGUCCUGUUGGUCCUCAAGGCCCUCCUGGAAAACCUGGACCUGAAGGUCUAAGAGGUAUUCCAGGACCUGUGGGUGAGCAAGGUCUGCCAGGAUCAACUGGUGCUGACGGCCCACCUGGUCCUAUGGGACCACCAGGUUUGCCCGGUUUGAAGGGUGAUUCAGGUCCAAAAGGUGAAAAGGGUCAUCCUGGUUUAAUUGGCCUCAUUGGACCUCCGGGAGAACAGGGUGAAAAGGGAGACCGUGGUCUACCAGGUCCUCAGGGUACUCAUGGACCGAAAGGAGAACAGGGUAUUUUUGGCCCAUCUGGGCCUGUGGGUCCUCCCGGUCCUCCAGGAUUGCCGGGUGGUCCUGGGCCAAAAGGUGCUAAAGGGUCAUCAGGUCCAACCGGUCCAAAGGGUGAGAUGGGUAUUCCUGGCCCUCCAGGUCCUCCAGGUCCCCCAGGAGAAGUUAUACAGCCACUUCCUGUUCAGUCAUCGAAGAGAACCAAGCGAAAUAUUGAUGCCAGUCAAGUGGUGGAUGAAGGAAAUACAGAUACAAACUACAUGGACUAUGCUGACGGUAUGGAGGAAAUCUUUGGCUCUCUAAAUUCCCUGAAACUGGAAAUUGAACAGAUGAAACACCCAUUGGGCACUCAGGGUAAUCCUGCCAGGACAUGCAAAGACUUACAGCUAUGUCACCCCGACUUCCCUGAUGGUGAAUAUUGGAUUGAUCCUAACCAGGGCUGCUCCCGAGACUCCUUUAAAGUUUACUGCAAUUUUACGGCAGGUGGAGAAUCGUGCAUCUUUCCAGACAAGAAGUCUGAAGGAGCUAGACUUACCUCCUGGCCCAAAGAGAACCCCGGUUCCUGGUUCAGUGAAUUCAAGCGUGGUAAACUGUUGUCCUAUGUGGAUUCGGAUGGAAAUCCCAUUGGCGUUGUACAGAUGACAUUCCUGCGGUUACUCAGUGCCGCUGCCAGGCAGAACGUUACCUACAACUGCUACCAGUCCGUGGCUUGGCACGAUGCCUCCUCUGACAGCUACGACAAGGCCAUCCGCUUCUUGGGAUCAAACGAUGAAGAGAUGUCUUAUGACAACAACCCUUACAUUAUAGCCAUCAUGGACGGCUGUGCAUCAAAGAAGGGCCACCAGAAAACCAUCCUGGAACUUAACACCCCCAAAGUGGAGCAAGCACCUAUAGUGGACCUUAUGUUCAAUGACUUUGGAGACCCAACGCAAAAAUUUGGCUUUGAAGUGGGACCAGUAUGUUUCCAAGGCUAAAAUGACUUUCAAAUUUUAAAAGUUUU
Messenger RNA from Nanorana parkeri, 5661 nucleotides. Its product is annotated as collagen alpha-1(V) chain-like. NCBI's taxonomy places the organism in Eukaryota, Metazoa, Chordata, Amphibia, Anura, Dicroglossidae. The transcript has 66 exons. The record is from RefSeq and is a predicted model, not a curated record. Bases 101 to 5635 code for a protein of 1844 amino acids. Gene Ontology annotation, molecular function: extracellular matrix structural constituent.